Messenger RNA from Conger conger (European conger), 5508 nucleotides. Its product is annotated as unconventional myosin-XVI-like. Gene Ontology annotation, molecular function: actin filament binding; ATP binding; cytoskeletal motor activity. The transcript has 35 exons. Gene Ontology annotation, cellular component: perinuclear region of cytoplasm; nucleoplasm; myosin complex. The coding region runs from base 1 to 5508 and encodes 1835 amino acids. The record is from RefSeq and is a predicted model, not a curated record. Gene Ontology annotation, biological process: neuron projection morphogenesis; negative regulation of G1/S transition of mitotic cell cycle; phosphatidylinositol 3-kinase/protein kinase B signal transduction. Lineage: Eukaryota; Metazoa; Chordata; Actinopteri; Anguilliformes; Congridae.
AUGGAGAUAGAGCAGUGCCUGCUGGACUCUCUGCCCCUGGGCCAGAGGCAGCGGCUGGUGCGGCGGAUGCGCUGCGAUCAGAUCCGGGCGUACUACGAGCGCGAGCAGGCCCUGCCCCGGCCCCGGCCCAAACGCGGGCGGAGCCGCCGCGUCCGCUUCGGCCCGGACCGCGCCCUGCAGGACGCCAUCCUGCGCCAUGACGACCGCGAAGUGCUGAGUCUACUGAGGGAGGGCGCUGACCCCAAUACGCACACCCCCUCUGGAGGAUCCCUGCCAAAUACACGCACCCCCUCCGGAGGAUCGCUGCUGCAUCUGUGUGCUCGCCAUGACAACAGCUUUGCGGCGGAGCUGCUGAUUGGCUGCGGGCUGGCGGUGGACCUGCAGGAUGAGGACCUGUGGACCGCUCUGCACAUAGCAAGCAGCUGUGGCCACUCUGACAGCACCCUGCUACUGCUGCUGGCCGGGGCGGACGCACAGCUGCGGGAUGUGAACGGGAACACGCCGCUGGACUACGCUCCGGAAGGGUCCGAGACCCGGCUCAUCCUGCAGACCCACCUGGAGGAAAACGGCGUGGACGUAGGGGCUUUGCGGCGCGGGAAGGCGCAGAGGUCGGCCGCCAUGUUCUCAGACGUGCAGCGGCUGGUGGCGACGGGGGGAAGUGUGAACCAGAGCAACGGCGAUGGAGUCACUCUGCUGCAUAUAGCCUGUGCCAGUGGCUACAGGGACGUGGUCUCCCUCCUGCUAAAGAGUGGUGCUGACCCACAGCUGGCUGACGGCGCCUACUGGACCCCUCUACACCUGGCAGCUAAAUACGGACAGAGCGACGUCAUUGGUCAGCUGCUGGACCAGCACGCUAACCCCGCCCUCCUGACCCGCAGCCUGGACCGGCCCUCAGAUGUCGCCGCUACCGCUAAUAUCGCUAAAGUCCUGCGGAGGGCGGAGGAGAGCUGGGAGCUGCGGCAGGCGGACCCCUCCGCUCCCGCGAUGACCUCACUGCAGCUGUGCGAGGGGAUUUCCCAUGAUGCCCCAGCGCCGGCCAAACUACUCCCCCUCGCGGUCCCCAUCUCCAAGCGGGACAGCCUCCAGGAGAGGGAGACCAUGUUCCGGGACUUUCCAGGGGGCUCGGCCCGCGGCGGCUCCCAGGAGAACAGCGUCGACACCCUCCUCGCCUCCCGCGGCACCAAACCCGAGCAGGUGAGGCUUGUGCCCCCGGCCCCCAGCGAUGACCUGGCCUCCCUCAGCGAGCUGACGGACAGCAGCCUUCUCUACGAGAUGCAGAAGCGAUUCGGAAACGACCAGAUCUACACUUACAUCGGCCAUAUUCUUCUGCUGGUCAAUCCCCACAAGGAGUUGCCCAUUUAUUCAACACUGGUGAGUCAGUUGUACCUGAGCUCCAGUGGGCGUCUGUGCUCCUCUCUCCCUCCUCAUGUGUUCUCCUCGGCUGAGAGGGCGUUUCACAUGAUGCUGCAGGAGCGCCGGCCGCAGUGCUUCAUCCUGAGCGGGGAGAGUGGUUCGGGGAAGACAGAAGCCUGUAAGCACAUAGUGAAGCACCUGAUGGCUCGCUCCAGCCAUAAGACCUUCCCGCUAGAGGCGCGUAUGAAGAACGUCAACUGCAUCCUUGAAGCCUUCGGCCACGCCAAGACGGAAAUGAACGACAACUCCAGUCGGUUCAUAAAGUUCCUCUCCCUGCAGUACAGUGAGAAGAAGAGGACUUUAGUUGGAGCACGGGUGUACGCAUACAUGCUGGAGAAAUCACGUCUCACCUCCACACAAAACCAGCGCAACUUCAAAGUGUUCCACCUGAUGGCGGAGGGUAUGUUGUCAGAGGAGAAGGGUGGAAUGCACCUAAACAACAUGCUGACACACAGGUACCUGAGCGGGGGGGAGGCGGGAGAGGGGAGCGGAGCUCAGAGCAGAGAGAGGCUGACGGCACUGAGACAAGCCCUCCGAGCACUGGGCUUCAACAGCGUGGAAGUGGAGAACCUGUUUGUGAUUCUGUCCGCGAUCGUGCUCCUGGGAGACCUGCGCUUCGGAGCGAGCGCCGAGCAUGAGGCUGCCAGCGUGUCAGAUCCACAGCUGCUGGAGAAAGUGUCAGAGACGCUGCAGGUGACUCCGGAGGACCUGGGGUCCGUCCUGACGUCUGACGUCCAGUACUUCAAAGGUGAUGUCAUCACCAGGCGACACGGCGCGGACAUGGCGGGUCUGUGCAGGGAUUUGCUGGCGAAGUCCCUGUACGGGCGGGUCUUCAGCUACCUGGUCAACCACAUCAACUGCUACCUGCAGCAGGAGGGCACGGGCCUGGGGGAUCCUGAACUUGAGAUCGGAAUCCUGGACAUCUUCGGAUUCGAGGAAUUCCAGAGAAAUGGCUUUGAGCAGCUCUGCGUGAACAUGAGCAGCGAGAGGAUCCGUCAGUACGUCACAGACGCGCUGUUUCUGCAGGAGCAGGCUGACAGUCUGCACGAGGGAGUCGCUAUGGAAACUCUCCACUCUCCCGGCAACCAGCCCGCAGUGCUGGACUUCAUUUUCCAGGAGCCCCAGGGCCUGCUCCUGGUUCUGGAUGAGGAGAGCCGGGCCCAGCAGCCCUCUGAACAGAACCUCUACAAGAGGCUCCAGGCCCAGCUUGACGCGGCUAACGGCAACAGCAUCAAUGCCAUCUCCCUGACAACCAAGGAUGGCAACGGCAACCCCCCGCCUCAGGACCAGGGCCCAUCCUUCACCGUCAGUCACUACGCAGGCAAGGUAACCUAUGACCUCACCGGCUCGUUGGAGAGAAACAAGGAUGCUCUGCCUCAAAACAUCCUCUUUCUCAUGAAAUCCAGCGAAAACGUGCUCGUCCAUCAAGUGUUCCGGUCCAAACUGACCCAGACCGGUUCCCUGGUCCCGUCGCGACACCACCUCCGGCUCCGCGGGUUCCCCGAGGCUCCCAAACCCGCUCCCCUCCUGCCGUCCGCGGGCCAGGACCCAAAGAACGUUCUGGAUGUGAGGAAGAUUCUGCGGAAGGAGGGAGGCUCGUCCCUGGUGCGGGGGCAGAUGCGUUACGGACCUGCGACUGUGGCCGUUCAGCUCAGGAACUCUCUCUCCGAGAUCAGCGCCAAGCUGCGGGCCGGCACGCCUCACUUCCUGCAGUGCGUGAAGCCCAACGGCGCCAAGCGGCCCGACUGCUUCGAGCGGAGCCACGUGUCCGCCCAGCUGCAGUACGUGGGGGUGCUGGAGAUGGUGAGGAUGAUCCGGUACGGGUACCCCGUGCGGCUGCCUUUCGCCACGUUCCUGGCCCGGUACAGGGAGCUGGUGGAGAUGAUGUUGGGGGAGCAGAGGAGCCCCUCCCCUGAGGAGCAGUGUCAGCUCAUCCUGCAGAAAUGCCAGCUCCAGGGAUGGCAGAUGGGCGGGACGAAGGUGUUUCUGCGGUACUGGCAGGCGGACCACCUGAGUGACCGCUGCCACCAGCUACAGCGCAGGGUCGUCUGCUGCCAGAAAGUGGUCAGGGGCUGGCUGGUGAGGAGGCGUGGGCUCCACCAGCAGGAGGCCUGCAGUGUCCAGCGCUUCCUGCAGGGGGCAGAAGACCAGGGCCUGCAGGCCUACGACCGCCUGGUCAUCCAGAACGCCUCGGACAUCGCCCGCGAGAACGACCGCAAACGCAACGCGCUCAACGGCGUGCACGCCGGUGAGAGACCGGAACCCCUGGGCAAGGAGGACGAGCCAAUCAGCAGGGCCGUGGAGCCGAGCGGAAGGGCCCAGGAUGGCGGCCCCGGGGGGGGGCGGCUGAUCAGGCACUACCGCAGCAGCUCCGGGCCCCUCCCCCUCGCCCUGGAGAACUUGGUACAGUCCGCCGCCGCCGCCUCGUCAAUCAAGACGGCCCCCAGAGACCCGGCCAAUGAGGACGGAGGAGGGGGCAGCGGCCUGCCGUCGCCACGGAAACAGCCCCCGCCAAAGCCGAAGAGGGACCCCAACACCAGGCUCAGCGCCUCCUACGAGGCCGUCGCGGCCAGCCUCGCCCUGGGCCUGAAGGAGACCACCGUCGACGAGCUGUCCAAGCCCCGCCCACACAGCGAUGACUACAGCGCCCGGAAGGUCCCGCCCCCGAAGCCCAUCCGGAGCCCCAACACCAAGCUGACGGGCUCGUUCGAGGAGAUCUGCCCCCCGCGGCCCACCGACAUCAAGCUGUCCUGCGUCUCCAAGGCGGGGCCCAGCUCGGGGGCCAGCUCGGGGCCCAGCUCGGGGCCCCACUGCGCCGCUCUCAGCCUCUACCGCCCCCUGGAGGAGGACGCGGUGUACAUCGAGAUGGGGGCGAGCGCCAAGCCCGGCACCGCCGCCCUGGAGCCGGGCGAGGCCGUCUACGAGGAGAUGAAGUACUUCUCGCCAGAGGCCGUAACCGCGGCGACCAAGGCGUCGCUGGCCAAUCGCGCGGCCUCCUCUCCGCCCCAGACCCUGGAGAUCAGGAAGCCGUCCGAGCACCCCCCCGCCGUCCCGGGGGGCCGGGAGAUCCCGCCCCCGUUCCCCAACCUGCUGCCCCACCGGCCCCCGCUGCUGGUCUUCCCCCCGUCGCCCCCCGCCCGCUCCCCCACCUCCGACGAGUCGCCCCUCACCCCGCUGGAGGUGAAGAAGCUCCCGGUGCUGGACACCAGCCUGAGCUACCCCGCACAGAGCGAGGGCAGCAGCCCUCUGUCGCCCCAAUACGCCCGUCAGAGGGCCGACUCGUCCCCCAGCCUGUUCGCCUUCCUGCCCGACAAGUCCACCCCGCCCCUCACCCCUCCGCCCCCCGCCGCCCAGGCCCCGCCCCCGUACCGCCCGCCCUCGCACUUCCCCUUCCCGCCAGAGGGGGCGCUGCUGCUGACCCGCGGCGGCUCCCUGACCUGCGACUCGCCCCGUCUGUCGCAGAGGGGCCCCCAGGGCUCGGAGGAGGCCCCCGGCCGGCCCCCGUACUCCCCCGUGAAGGCGGGGCGCCCGGAGCCUCGCAGGGCGCACUCCUGCUGCUCGUCCCCGCUGCUGUUUAACCCCGCCUCCUCGCGCCCGCUCACCAGCCCGCUGGACGAGCUCACCACGCUCUUCAGCGCCGGCCGCACGCUGCUCCGCAAGUCCCCCGCCGGCCGCAAGCUCCGCGAGACCGGGUUCAACUCCAACAUCAACCUGUCGGGGCGUGACGAAUCUGGCAUGACCUCCCCCUCGCCCCAGCUCCAGGACAAGAACGCCAACAACCACUCCGCCCCCCACCACCACCCGCACCUCCACUACCCCCUGCUCCCCGAGAACGGCAACCAGCUCUCCAACGGUUCGCUGGACGAUGAGGGUCAUUCCAGGUCAAACGGCUCUGCGACUUCUUCCCUCCACAGGCACCUGGAUAGCCACCACAGCCAGGUGGCGCCGGUGUCCAGGCUGUCCCAGAAGAGCGCCGCCCUGCAGGAGCUCCUGGAGUGGCGCAGGACGGACUGGCAGCGGCUCCUCCGCGCGGUGGAGCGCCACCCCGCCUCCUCCCCUCCCCCGCUGCGCAAGAACAGCCCCGCCUCCCCCUGA